AUGAUGUCGAUAUCCUCUAAAAUCUUUGCAACGGGGGAGGAAGUUGGAGGGGGGAGAAGGAGAAGGAAGAGGGUCCUACCGUCCAAGCUCAAGAUGCCAUUGGCGGAAGCAGUGCUCAAAGAACUUGCAAUCAACUCGCCAACGGGGCAAAGACUCCAACAGCAAAAAAAGAUCAAGACCAAAUACUCCAUCUUUUACACCCCUUACAAAUGGUUGUUCAACUAUUAUUACUCCUCACCCAUGAUUCUUUACUCGGCGGGUGAAACGGUGCUUUACAAUUUGAUUACGCUAGGUUUGUUUUCGGUAUUGGCGUUUUAUGUCGUGUGGGUCUUGCCUGCUGCUUUGAUUCAAUCGUUGGAGAAGUUUUAUUUUUACUUGACUGGCUCUCAUUACCAAUAA
Messenger RNA from Lodderomyces beijingensis, 399 nucleotides. NCBI's taxonomy places the organism in Eukaryota, Fungi, Ascomycota, Pichiomycetes, Serinales, Debaryomycetaceae. The record is from the annotation of a GenBank genome assembly.